Iphiclides podalirius (scarce swallowtail) is the source of this 1749-nucleotide messenger RNA. The record is from the annotation of a GenBank genome assembly. NCBI's taxonomy places the organism in Eukaryota, Metazoa, Arthropoda, Insecta, Lepidoptera, Papilionidae.
AUGGGCAGACCAAUCCGGGAAGAGCAGAAGAGGCACAUUAGACCGUCAAACGUUUCCAGCGCCGUGGGGAGCGAGCUGCCAGCCAAAACUGACCCUGGGCCCAAGAAACCUCACAAUUGUGAUGUAAAAGACGAACACCAAAUAAACGGCCCAGGUUCCAAAACCGUUGAUCUUGGCGUCGUACCUUCGCUGAAGACCUCAGCUAAGUGCGACCCAGAAAAAGCGCCCAACUCGGAAAAGGCUGACUUCGAAAGGGCCAUCGAAUUAACCGGCUAUGGACGGUUCCACUACCUGCUGUUGGCAGUAUGUGGCCUGGUCAGCACCUCCGAGGAGAUGGACGUCAUCUCGAUGUCCUUCAUCCUGCCCUCGGCGCAAUGCGACCUAAAUCUCACCACGCAUACGAAAGGAUGGCUGAACAGUAUAAUCUUCAUCGGGAUGAUGGUGGGCGCCUACGCGUGGGGCUCGGUGGCAGACUCGCUGGGCAGGAAGCGCGUGCUCAUCGCCAUAUCCGUGGUCAACGGGGUCGCCAUCGUCGCUUCGUCCUUCAGCCAGAACUAUGAACUCUUCAUGCUGUUCCGCUUCAUCAACGGCGCGGCCUUGGGCGGUUCGGGUCCCGUGAUUUGGUCCUACUUCGCGGAAUUCCAGCCGAAGAAGAAGCGGGGCGCCAUGUUGAGUUUCAUGGCAGCGUUUUGGACGCUCGGCAAUCUGUUUGUGGCUGGGCUGGCGUGGGUCAUCAUACCUAGCGAAAUCGGGGGGACAACGGGCGGCUUCGUAUACAACUCGUGGCGUAUAUUCCUGCUGGUGAUGUCACUGCCAUCGUUCCUUGUCGCCGCACUGCUGUUCCUGUUGCCGGAGUCGCCGAAGUUCCUCAUCUCCUCGGGCCGUCACGAGGCGGCCCUGGAGGUGUUCAGGGGCAUAUACCUGAUGAACACCGGCCGCAGCAAGGAGCAAUACCCGGUCAAACAGAUCCUAGUCGACGAGCCGAUGCACUCGAAGCCCGAGAAGCAGCUGGAGGAGAAGGAGCCCAGGUCGAAGAUGCGCCGGAUGCUGAGCGACAUCGUGGAGCACAGCAAACAGCUGUUCGUGCCGCCGAUACUCAAGUUCACAACUAUAUCCAUCACGAUCAACUUCACGUUCCAUAUCGGUUACUACGGGCUGAUGAUGUGGUUCCCGGAGAUGUUCAACCGCUUCGACGAGUGGUCGCGCGCGAACGACAACGCGCCGGCGGACAUUUGCAUGGUGACGUCAUACGUGACGCAGCGCGGCACCCACUCGGCGGACGCGCUCUGCGACCCGCACAUACACUCCGACGUGUUCAUGGAGUCGCUCAUCACCGUCGCCGCCGCGAUACCGUCCAACAUAUUCGCCGUGCUCGGCAUGGACCGGCUCGGCAGGAAGUUCUUCCUGGUAUUCGCGACUUUCUCGGCCGGCCUGUGUUCAGCCGCGAUGUACUUCGUGUACAACAAGACCAACAAUCUUAUCGUGAGCGCCAUCUUCAGCUCCGUCAUAUCCUGCGGCAACGCUUCCCUCGACUGCCUCAUUACGGAAGUCUUCCCCACCAACUUACGCGCAACGGGCGUAGCAGUGUCUAUGGUGGCGGCGCGUCUCGGCGGCAUCAUAGGCAACGUCGUGAUAGCCGCCCUCCUCGACACAUACUGUCCCGCUCCGACCUUCAUCGUGGCCGUGCUACUGGCUAGCGGCGGUCUCAUGUGCCUCUUCCUGCCUAACACCACGCGACAAGCUCUGCAG